Suillus fuscotomentosus is the source of this 910-nucleotide messenger RNA. Its product is annotated as HSP20-like chaperone. The record is from RefSeq and is a predicted model, not a curated record. NCBI's taxonomy places the organism in Eukaryota, Fungi, Basidiomycota, Agaricomycetes, Boletales, Suillaceae. The coding region runs from base 28 to 525 and encodes 165 amino acids. The transcript is spliced from 4 exons. Gene Ontology annotation, biological process: protein complex oligomerization; protein folding; response to salt stress.
GACAACAACAAAUCGUUCGCUACGUACAUGACCGUCACCACUUCUACCCAUCACAAACUGUCUCACUCUCGAAACACCGACGAACGAUUCCAAGCCUUGGAUCGCGCCUUGGCAAGGAGAUAUGUCGUGCGUCUACUCCAAGAACGAAGAUUGCGUAGCAAUCAAGAGCAAUCUCAGGGCGAUAUAUUAUUCAGACCAAGAGUGGAAAUAUGUGAUAACCCCUCUUCGUCACGUAUCACGGCCACGCUUGAACUUCCUGGCAUGAAAGCAGACGAUGUGCGGGUCACACUCGAACGCGAUAACCUUCUAGCUAUAUCAGGCGAACGCGUGUCGAAAGCACUUUCUGACCAGUCCGCGUCUGUUAGUUUUCCUGUGAGGGAGAUCAAGUAUGGAAAGUUUCUUCGUACACUGGAUGUUCCAUCCGGUACAAUGAUGAGUACCAUAUCAGCGGCAAUGAGCGAUGGCAUGCUCCUUAUAUCUUGGCCUCGUUCUCCUCCGGGCGCCAGAACGCGUUCUCCGCAGUGAUCUUUCGGCCACGCUGUAGCAUCAUGUUCUACCUUAUCCGUUCUUCUGGACUACACUCCCAACUCCUACAUUAUGAUUUGGGUUAAUCGUUACCAUAGAUAUCUUUCGCUCAUCAGUUUCUUGCUGCAGUUUUGAUAGCCGUCCUAUCAUAUUUGUUUUACUUGUAGCAUACACGCGUACCUAGAGUCAUCGUUCUUGUGUCGUGUCAUAACACUGGAUGGGCGCUUUCCGUGCUUAUCAGUGGCAGAGGCAGAUUCACACUAAAUAAUAUGUAUCACUAUCAGUACAAUUUCCAACUUCUUCCAAUUUGAGAGAACAAUGCAAAUGUAUGGGACGAGUCACUACACUGCUUAAUUUCACAAGACUGCGCUUUGUUCAUUAAAAU